Molecule: messenger RNA, 159 nt
Organism: Dibothriocephalus latus
Lineage: Eukaryota; Metazoa; Platyhelminthes; Cestoda; Diphyllobothriidea; Diphyllobothriidae
Source: the annotation of a GenBank genome assembly
AUGAAAUUCCUCAUCAUCUGUGCUCCCGUCGCCGUUGCCUCGGCAUCCUUCUACCCCGAUCAUCAUUACGAUCACUACCAUGGCCAUGGCUACGGUCACGACCAGGGUCACUUCUCCGGCAAGGCCUACAUCAAGGGUGACAUCUACUUCGAUGGCUGC